Molecule: messenger RNA, 1454 nt
Organism: Sinocyclocheilus grahami
Lineage: Eukaryota; Metazoa; Chordata; Actinopteri; Cypriniformes; Cyprinidae
Product: calcium uptake protein 1, mitochondrial
Exons: 12
Biological process (GO): calcium import into the mitochondrion; mitochondrial calcium ion homeostasis
Cellular component (GO): uniplex complex
Molecular function (GO): calcium ion binding
Source: RefSeq, a predicted model, not a curated record
CUGACGGCUGUCACCGUCGGGAUGGUGCAGUUGUCAAGACGGCAUCACACCGGUGCCUUCCGUUCCUAUCAGCGGCGCAGACUGAUGCUGGCCGCCCUGGCGGGGGUGACGGGCAUCUCAGCCAGCGCUGGACUACUGUGGACAAGAGCAUAUGCAGAGGCGGGGUCUUCAGUCAAGCAUGAGGAGCAGAUGAAGGAGGAGGAGCCUCUGAAGGAUGUGGUAGAGGAGGCGGAGUCAGACGGCGCUCUCGAGUCGAGUAGCGGGGAGGAGGAAGAUGAGGCAGGCACAGAAGGGAAGAAAAAGAAACAAAGAGUUGGCUUCCGUGACCGCAAGGUGAUGGAGUAUGAGAACCGGAUCAGAGCUUACUCCACCCCAGACAAGAUAUUUCGCUACUUUGCCACCCUGAAGAUCAUCAGUGAGCACGGAGACCCGGAGGUGUACAUGACACCACAGGACUUUGUGCGCUCCAUCACGCCCAAUGAGAAACAGCCAGAGAACCUUGGUCUGGAUCAGUUUGUGGUGAAACGCUUUGAUGGAAAGGACUUCUGGCAGACAGAGAAGAUCUCUCAGGACAGAGAGAAGUUUGCCGACGAGGACAGCAUUUUCUACACACUGGGGGAGUGUGGACUCAUCUCUUUCUCUGACUACAUCUUCCUCACAACUGUCCUUUCCACUCCACAGAGGAACUUUGAAAUCGCCUUCAAGAUGUUUGACUUGAACGGAGACGGAGAGGUCGACCUUGAGGAGUUUGAGCAAGUUCAGAGUAUCAUUCGCUCUCAGACCAGUAUGGGCAUGAGACACCGAGAUCGCUCCACCACAGGAAACACUCUGAAAACAGGAGGCUGCAGUUCAGCCCUCACCACCUACUUUUUCGGGGCCGACCUGAAGGGCAAGCUCACCAUCGGCAGUUUCCUGGAGUUCCAGAGGAAAUUGCAGCACGAUGUGCUAAAGCUUGAGCCCAUAACACCCAGAAACUGGGAAUCACUGAUCCUCAUGAAGACAAAAGAGGCUUUUUAUCAGCUUGUCAUCUUCGGAAUCGCUCUCUUUCUCGUCUGUAUUCUGGAAGUCUGGAAGGCCGGCUGCUCUGACACUUACUCACUCUUCAUUCAUCAGUCUACUCUCUCCACAGCCACCAUGAAGCAGGUGGCCCGAACCGUGGCCAAGGUAGAGCUGUCUGACCACGUGUGUGACGUGGUGUUUGCACUCUUCGACUGCGACGGAAAUGGGGAGCUGAGUAAUAAGGAGUUUAUCGCCAUCAUGAAACAGCGGCUGAUGCGUGGGCUGGAGAAGCCCAAGGAUAUGGGUUUCACCCGGCUGGUGCGCGCCAUGUGGAAGUGUGCCCAGGACACUGCCUGGGACUUUGCCAUGCCGAAACAGCAGUAACGGCUGAGACGGCCGCCCGUCCGUUAAUGUUACGCUCCAUAUGGAGUCUAAUUAAUCAUUAAGGGAUGAAC